AUGACUGAAGAAGAGUACAUCAUCAUGUAUUCCCCGCCCUGCUUCCGGACGACCAUCAUCCACUCAAUCGCCGAUCCCAUGGCCACCAGCGAUUUCUCCGAAGAAUUGGGCUCGGAAUCGCCCUCGCCAGACGAUCAAAAAUCAAGAUCGUCAAGUUUCGGCUAUGAAUCGAUGGAUGAGGAUAAUCCAUACCAACUAUCGUCAAUUCCGUCAACCUCAGCCUUACCUGAUGAUGAUAUAGAAAGGCAGAGCGAUGAAUUGCCGGUUCCGCCCUAUUUUCAACUUUUUCUGGCCUCGGUGGUGGAUCUUCGUUCGUGUCCGGAAUUCAGGAACGUCCGCUUUGGCCAACGACAUCCGCAGAGUGAGGAAGUUCGCAGGCUUAUUCGACGUAUUGAUGCCAGAAAUCUGUCUGUCGAAGAAUUAGAAAAAACCCAUCCAAACGCUAUAAUUACGGUGAUAAAGGAACUGCUACUCGACUUGCCGCCCAUGUUUCCCGAUGAAGAGUUGCUUUGUCUACCUGUCGAUUGCUCUCCAGAAUUGGCCGUUUGCUACCUGACAACACUUAUCGAUGGACUGAGCACCGAGCAACAACAACUGGCCUACCUUACUUCGAAAGCAAUCUGCAGAAUGGUCCAUAUUUGUGGGUCCACAACAAGCGCUCUAACAGACGCGGUCAUCCUCUACACCCCUUGUCUCUUUCCAUUAUGCUCAUCCAGAUGCCCGUCAUUCUUGAGAGCAUCAAGAGCUACACUGCUUCUUAUCCAAAGUGCCGACACCAUUUUCGAGUCUUACAUCACGCACGACAGCUUUUACACCGAACUGUUUGGACGCCUCAAUCGACUACACGAAUCGAUGGAAUCAUCUUCUGACGCCGAACAAGAGCUCGAAGACGUUGAUACGCACGAGUUUUCGGAGGGACUCAAGCAAAUCAACCGAGAAGAAAACAUCAAGCGGGCCCACAGCUACUACACCAUCACCUAUGAUUCUGAU
Mesorhabditis spiculigera is the source of this 990-nucleotide messenger RNA. Lineage: Eukaryota; Metazoa; Nematoda; Chromadorea; Rhabditida; Rhabditidae. The record is from the annotation of a GenBank genome assembly.